Molecule: messenger RNA, 504 nt
Organism: Trypanosoma rangeli
Lineage: Eukaryota; Euglenozoa; Kinetoplastea; Trypanosomatida; Trypanosomatidae
Product: Nu1 protein
Exons: 1
Coding region: 1-504 (167 amino acids)
Biological process (GO): iron-sulfur cluster assembly
Cellular component (GO): mitochondrion
Molecular function (GO): iron-sulfur cluster binding; iron ion binding
Source: RefSeq, a predicted model, not a curated record
AUGAGCUCCUUUAUUGGCCACUAUUUAUUGUUUGUUAACGAGUGUGUGCCCGCCGCAAAAGAGUACACGCUUUUGGAGGACGAUCUUGAGCUUCGAGAGGGUGAUUCAGAGGUGCUCCAGUGCAUCAAGGAGCUCUUACGGGAAGAGGUUCGCCCUAUGGUGCAACGAGACAGCGGUGAUGUGAAGCUGUUGAAUUAUAAUGAGAAGAUAGGUGUUGUGUCACUCGCCAUGCUUGGGGCCUGCCACAAUUGCCCCUCUUCCGGCCAUACUCUCAAGGAUGGCGUUGAGCGGGUCAUGAAGCAUUUUAUGCCUGAGGUGACAGAGGUGCUGGAGGACAAGGGUCAUGCAUUUUACGAGGAGUAUGAAUUGCUGUUUCAUUCUGAGAAGGCGCUUCGACAGGAAGCGGCACGACUAGACGCGGGGCGACGCCGAAGGAUUUCCACGAAGGCGACGGUGUCGCUAAUGUCAUUUGAUGCUCUUCACGAGCCGGACGGUGAUGAGUGA